Molecule: messenger RNA, 1125 nt
Organism: Chanos chanos (milkfish)
Lineage: Eukaryota; Metazoa; Chordata; Actinopteri; Gonorynchiformes; Chanidae
Gene: oprd1b
Product: opioid receptor, delta 1b
Exons: 3
Coding region: 1-1125 (374 amino acids)
Biological process (GO): G protein-coupled opioid receptor signaling pathway; neuropeptide signaling pathway
Cellular component (GO): neuron projection; plasma membrane
Molecular function (GO): G protein-coupled enkephalin receptor activity; neuropeptide binding
Source: RefSeq, a predicted model, not a curated record
AUGGAGCUGCCUACGAUGUCAACUGGCGUUUUGGAUGACCUCUACCCGUUCAUCCCUUACAAUGACACCUUUCUGGAGGAGCCGGUGGGACUCCUGUCAAACAGGAGCCAAAACACCGUACCCAACACUAUGAAAAGCGCCUCUGGUAUAAUUAUUGCCAUCUCCAUAACGGCGCUUUACUCCGUGAUCUGCGUAGUCGGACUACUCGGGAAUAUUCUAGUCAUGUAUGGUGUAGUCAGGUAUACAAAAAUGAAGACAGCAACCAAUAUCUACAUCUUCAACCUGGCCCUAGCUGAUGCUUUAGCCACCAGCACACUGCCCUUCCAGAGUGCUAAGUACCUUAUGAACACUUGGCCUUUUGGGGAGCUCCUGUGUAAGCUGGUUAUCGCCAUAGACUAUUACAACAUGUUUACCAGCAUCUUUACUCUGACUAUGAUGAGCGUGGACCGUUAUGUGGCUGUAUGUCACCCUGUGAGAGCCUUAGACUUCCGAACCCCUGCGAAGGCCAAGAUGAUCAACGUUUGCGUCUGGAUUCUGUCUUCAGCCAUAGGGGUCCCAAUAAUGGUCAUGGCAGUCACCAAAGUGACAGACACAGGCAAAGUUGUCUGCAUGCUGAAGUUCCCAGAUCCGGACUGGUACUGGGACACCGUGACCAAGAUUUGUGUAUUUAUCUUUGCCUUCGUGGUGCCAGUCUUAGUCAUCACCAUCUGCUAUGGCCUGAUGAUCCUUCGCUUGAAGAGCGUUCGCCUGCUGUCUGGCUCCAAGGAGAAGGACAGGAACCUACGACGCAUAACCCGUAUGGUUCUAGUGGUGGUAGCAGCUUUUAUCAUCUGCUGGACACCCAUCCACAUCUUCAUCAUCAUCAAGACCCUGAUAGAAAUCGACCAGAAGAAUCCACUUGUCAUUGCCAGCUGGCACCUGUGUAUUGCUCUGGGCUAUAUGAAUAGUAGCCUGAACCCAGUUCUUUAUGCCUUUCUGGAUGAGAAUUUCAAGAGGUGCUUCAGGGAUUUCUGCCUGCCUUUCCGCUCUCGCAUGGAGCAGAACAGCUUCUCCAGAGCCCGCAACGCCACACGAGAGCCCAUCUCAGUAUGCGCUGCUUCAGAGUCUGUGAAAAAGCCCGUAUGA